GGUAAGAAGAGCGGGUGGGAAAACCGAGAAAUGCCCACCUUCUCCGGACAACUCAGCGCCCACCUCAACCCCUCCUCGGUCGCUGCAAAACCCUCUUGGUCGCUCUGCACGAAGCCAGUGCCGAGAGCGUCGCCUUCCCCUCGCCGCCGCCGCCGCCGGCGAACCCCGAGCUCAGGGUCGCUCGAACCUCCCUUCCCGGCCCCGCGGUCCCCGCUCCGCCCUCUCCCCACCUCCCGCGGACCCUUUCAAACCCCCUGGGCUCGCGGCGGCUGCUCCGUGCGGAAACGCGGGCCGCGGCUGGGGCCGGGGCGGCGAGGCUCGGAGCCGGGCGGCGGCGGGGCGCCCAGUACGGUGUAUCCAAAGAAUCUAGGAGCACCAUUUUCUACUGAUGCAGAGGCAAUCUAAAAAAGAAUAUACAUUUUUGAGACUCCAGUGGCCACCUAAGAAUUGAACAUAAAUGAAGAAAACAAUGAUUUGGUCUCUGUUCAAAUGUCUCAUCAGUGGGGCCUUUCCAGACCAGCCUGUAUACCUAAUCCUACCUCAUUUUGUCAUUCUUUAGUCCUGCUUCAUUUUUACUAGCAGCACUUCCUAGGCAUAAAGAUAGUGGAAGAAAUCACAAAGAUAAAAAUGAAUGAAUUUGACUACUUGAGAAUCUAAAACUUCUGGAUGCCAAAAAACCAUAAAAAACAAAAUUAAAAGGCAAAUUUGAAAAUUUGUAAAAAUAUUUAGUGUCAAUAUAACUGGAAAAGGGAAAUAAGUUCAUACAUAAUAAAAUUUUCAUAUAAAAAGUUGGCAAAGAUAUGAAUAUAUUAAUUAACCCAUUCACAGAACAUGAAAUAACAACUAUUAAAAUUUUUGGAAAAAAAAUCCAAUCUCAUGAGUAGUCUAAGAAAUGCAAAUUUAAAUAAAGAGUUGCCUUUAAAAAAGAAAAAUACAUGAAAUGAAAAUGAUUUUAAAAAGAAUACAACUAACUGUGUGGUUAGACAGGCUCUUAUGCCCUGCUGGUGAGAAUAUAAAAUAACACACAUUUUAUAUAUUAAUUAUGUACUGCUGUGUAACAAGUUACUAUAAAACUUAAGAGCUCAAAGCAACAAACAUCUAUCAUUUCACAAUUUCUGUGGGUCAGGGGCCUAGCAACAGCUUGGCUUGACGCUCAGGAAGGACAGUCCAUAGCUGGGGAUAGUUACUGCACCCUCAAACCAGACAGGAGAACCUACUUUUGAGUCAAGUGUGUAGUUGUUAGCCAGACUAAGGCCUCACAGCUAUGGGCCAACAGCCUCAGUUCCUUGUCAUGUGGACUUCUUCACAGACUUUGGGUGUGCCCCCGUGACAUGGCAGCUGGCUUCUGGCUUCUCUCAGGCACAGUAACCUGAGAGAAAGAAUGACCAAGACAGAGGCCACAGUGUCUUUUAGGACCUCACCUUGAAGGUGACAUACCAUUACUUUGCUGGAUUCUCUCAGUUACAUAGACCAACCUUGGUAAA
This is a messenger RNA of Manis javanica (Malayan pangolin), 1484 nucleotides long. Lineage: Eukaryota; Metazoa; Chordata; Mammalia; Pholidota; Manidae. The record is from RefSeq and is a predicted model, not a curated record.